UUCUCAGAGCCCUGAAAUUCAUCUGAUAACCACUGACGUUCUCUACGCUGAUCAAAUCAACCUGGAUAACUUCUCGAAGGUCUUGAACUUUCAGCAUUUGGGUUUUGAGGGAAAACUCCUGAAAUUAGAGGUUUUGGAACUGGAUUUGAAUUUGCAGUAAGAAACAGGUCUAAACUGGGUUCGAGGGUUUGUGCUGCAGCUAUACGACAAGUUCUACAGGUUCAGGAGUCACAUCAGGAUCCAGGAUGGUUUCUGGGGUCACUGAAAAAGGUUCUGGAUUCAAGGCGGGUUCAAGGAUCCCGUCCAUGCCUGGGGUGUUUACCUCUCUGCUGGUCGUCUGGUGUUCGGUGUUUGUCGUGCCCGUUGGUUGCCACAGUAACUCCUCAGAUCUGACGACGCUGGAGCUGCCCGACCUCCACAGCAUCGACCCACCUCUGGGACCUGGACUGGACUACCUGAUCCAGACCUCGGAUGGAGAACCCCACCUGGUUCAAGAGACCGUGAACAAGCCGCCGGCCCCCCUGGAGAGAGGAAAAACCAAACACACGAACAAGAUGAAACACAAACACGACAGAAAAUCUCACUCGUCUUCUUCCAACGCCUCCGUGGUGGGCCGCGUGCGCCCGAUGUCGCUGCCGAGCUGCCUGCAGGCCACGUCGAUACAAACCGCCUUCAAGUACAUCAACACGGUGCUGUCCUGCGUCAUAUUUGCUGUGGGGAUCGUCGGAAACGCCACCCUGCUCAGGAUCAUCUCCCAAAAUAAAAGCAUGUGGAACGGACCCAACGCUCUGAUCGCCAGUCUGGCCCUGGGAGACCUGAUCUACAUCGCCAUCGACAUCCCGAUCCACGUCUACAAG
Messenger RNA from Plectropomus leopardus (leopard coralgrouper), 857 nucleotides. NCBI's taxonomy places the organism in Eukaryota, Metazoa, Chordata, Actinopteri, Perciformes, Serranidae. The record is from RefSeq and is a predicted model, not a curated record.